Messenger RNA from Contarinia nasturtii (swede midge), 2316 nucleotides. Its product is annotated as mucin-3A-like. Lineage: Eukaryota; Metazoa; Arthropoda; Insecta; Diptera; Cecidomyiidae. The transcript has 2 exons. The coding region runs from base 226 to 2043 and encodes 605 amino acids. The record is from RefSeq and is a predicted model, not a curated record.
UAUUCAGCUAGAUACAGUUGCUAAUUGUCUGUGUCGGUGCGCCAGUUCAAACUUGUCCAAAAAGCUUUCAAUCAAAUUAAAAAAGAAAACAAAUACAUAACUCAAAUCAAACCAAGAAUAGAUCUUCAAAGCACGUCGAAUGACAUCAAUCAAUGUUAAAUAGGAAUUGUUCAGCACUCCAUCAAAAGAACACUCGAUUUUAUCUGGGAUUUCUACAUUCAAAAAAUGAAAACUCUUCUACGAACUCAAAGAUUUUUUUGUGCAAUUUUAAUAUUUUUCUGCACUUUGGUAAGCAAUCUGCAUUCUUUCGGUACAUCAGGAGUGUUAGGCAUUGAAGUUUCAAACAUCCGACCGAUCAGAAGCAAUAAUGGAUUUUUCAAAAGUAACAGAAUCCAAGAAAAGCAUGCUAAUUUUGAGACAACCAAACCGUUGCCAUUUGUAAUUCCAAGCUACGCCAGUGGUAUUUUGAAAUCAAGACCAAUCGCUUCGAAUGUGUCACCACCAUCACAAUUUUUACUUCCACCAAUCGUGACAAAUGUUUACAAUGCUGAUACAACAACUAAAUCAUUUUCAACAACGAUCUUGAACUCAAACGAACCUGAGACAACAACAACACUGUUGCCACUAACACAAAGAUUCAGUUCAUCUUCAGUUACACAACGAUCAAAUUUCGAUGGAAAAAUUGAUACCAUUCAACCAAAGCCAUUUGCAUCUACCCAAAAGCCCUCAUCAUUUACACCAUCCAUUCCAAAAACAUCAUUCCAAUUCAAUAUUAAAUCGACGACACCUCCACCACCUCUAUCAAAAACAACAAUAACGGCGACAACAACAACAAAGACGACAGCGACAUUCCACAAGUUUGGGGAGUUUGAAAAAUCAACAUUUGGUUUGGGUUUUCGACAAAGUCGACGAGAUGAUGAGAUUUUAGAUAUUCUUGGCAAUCAGAAGCCUGGCUAUGCCAUCAGACCCGAUGGAAGCAUUGAUUCUGAAGCACUUCCGCAAUGGUCAAAUUUCGAUGGAAAAAUUCAACGGCCUAAAUUUAUUCAAGAUAGCAGCACUAAAUUUACAACGGAAAUACCGACAACUACUGUAACAAUUUCUCGAAAUUCUUCUCCAACAAAACCAACAACAACAACAAUAACAACCAAAUUGAUUGCAACAACAAAAGUGUCCAAGAAUUUCACGCAUAACCCUUGGCUUCAACAAGCCACUCCAUUUCAUCAAAUUACAUUCAAACCAUUUAUACCCUCAACGACAUUCACAACUACAACUGAUUUUCCACUAGAAACUACAACUCAAUCAUUUUUCAAAGGAAUUAGUCAAUUUCCCAAUGGUAUAGUAGCUCAAUUCGGUGGUAGUUCACCAAAACCAUUCAAUAUGAUAAAAAAAACAACCACACAGAAUGCAGUCACUCAAAAGCCUGAUUUCAAACCACAAAGUAUCAACAGCAGUAUUCAACUUCCAAAUUCAAAUUUAUUGCCACCACAACAAGAAAACACACAACUAUCAAUAAGUUUAGAAACAACAACAACGUUACCACUCAAAAAAUUCCCAACAAUAUUUACCACGUUUUCGUCAACCGUACCAACGACAGUCCCGAUGAAUACACAAGAUCAACCUACAUCAAGUAUUCAACACCAACAUAAAUCGCCAGCAAUCACUUUGCCCAGCAUUGAUUUACUUCCACCGAGAACAGCCAAUUUUAAAGCCCAUACAAUAACAAAUGAAGCAAAACCAAAUGAUUUUUUACCACAGUUGGAUCUUAAUCCAUUUUUAGCACCCUUUUUGGGAUCUACACAGAACUCGAACGAAUCGUCUUCAAAAACUACUACGUCACCACCACUACAAACAACAACGAUUAAAAAUUCACAAAUGUUACUACAAGAUUCUCCGUUUUCCUAUAAAAAACCAGCCGUACCAUUCAUUAUUCAAGCUAAUGUUCACGGCAGUGCCCAACAACAACCAUUUCAACCAAAUAUAAAAUACACAGGUUCUUUUGGCGCACCACCUGGCAUUUUGACGCCAUACGAUAAUCUCGGCUGAAUAAAUAAUAGCAACAAUUUGAACAACAGUGAAUUGAAUGAAUCUAAGGUUUUAUAUUUAUAUCCAGGAAAAAUUACGCAUAGACUAGUUUUUAAUAGAAUGAAUCGAAAAAACAAGAUUUUACCAUAAAUUGACGUGCGCUUGAUUUGGUUAAUCCAUAUUUACGAGUCACGUUUUGUUUCCACAUCACAUUUUUAUACUGAUUUAAUUAUUUCAACCAAAACAGAAAAGAAAAAAGAAAAAAAAUAUUAUGUUUAUGUGGUUUGAUGUUCC